GACAAGCUCGGCUUCAUGAAGAUCCAAUCGAAGAUCGAGACUGAUCCCUACGUCCACGAUGGAGAAGAGAAGGCGAGAGCAGACUGGAUUCCUGGAGCUGUGUUUCUGCGAGGUGGGAGUGUCGCUGUGCUGAUCAUUGUGCAACCAGAGGACGCGCAAGGAGAGGACGAGAAGCACGUUAUAUUGACAGUCCAACCCCGCAUCGCCGCAGGCUCACUAGCAUUCACCGAGAUACCAGCGGGUAUGCUAGACGGCGGCUCGCUCAAGGGCGCAGCAGCGAGCGAAAUCGAAGAAGAGGCGAACCUGAAAGUAAAGGGGAGUGAUCUUCUCAACAUGUCAGAACUCGCCCUCAAAGAUGUUUCCGUUGUACCGUGGACAUCAAAUUACAACAAUGUGGCGGCGAAGGGAUCUGAGAGUGUCGAGAACUCCAUGUACCCAAGCGUUGGUGCUUGCGACGAGUUCAUACCGAUCUUCCUCUGCCAGAAGCGGCUCACUCGACGUCACAUGAACUGGCUUAAAGACAAGGCUACGGGUUUGCGCGACGAGGGUGAGAACAUUACACUCAAGCUUGUGCCGUUGAGUAGGGCUUGGAGAGACGCGGGACGUGAUGCUAAGGCGCUUGCUGCGAUAGCCUUGUAUGAUAACUUGAAUAGGGAGGGAUGUAUUCCUGACAUGCCUCAGAAGGCUGAAGCUGAGCCGGAAGACCUCGAAUAGGAAGUACAAGGGUACAACGGCAGUCAGAUGACCCGCGGCCCAGGUGACAUAGAAAGUAGCCAAGCCCUCAGGCACCAACGUGCCCCACGAAUCGAUCUCUCAAACCAUCA
Molecule: messenger RNA, 824 nt
Organism: Macroventuria anomochaeta
Lineage: Eukaryota; Fungi; Ascomycota; Dothideomycetes; Pleosporales; Didymellaceae
Exons: 2
Coding region: 16-714 (232 amino acids)
Biological process (GO): ribose phosphate metabolic process; nucleoside phosphate metabolic process
Molecular function (GO): ADP-ribose pyrophosphatase activity; ADP-glucose pyrophosphatase activity
Source: RefSeq, a predicted model, not a curated record